This is a messenger RNA of Westerdykella ornata, 931 nucleotides long. RefSeq lists its product as uncharacterized. The coding region runs from base 90 to 671 and encodes 193 amino acids. Lineage: Eukaryota; Fungi; Ascomycota; Dothideomycetes; Pleosporales; Sporormiaceae. The transcript has a single exon. The record is from RefSeq and is a predicted model, not a curated record.
GUCCAACCAACCCUCCUCGUCGUUGGCCAUUUUGCUCCACGUUGCUCUGCAGCCCGCGUCUGCGCAGUGGAGUGGCAGUUGUCUAGAACAUGCAUCGAAAACUCGGCCAAUGCUUUUCUCCUUUUUCCCCUUAUUUUUGGUGGUUGGCUGUCGCUCUGGCUACCAGCAGUCCAUACAAGAGAGCAAGGGCAAGACCACCGCGAAAGAGACGCGUUCAGAACGCGUCCAGACGGCAUAGUACGCGCCGCCCACAACAGGAACCCUGCAUGCACACAAACACUCCACUUGUCGGAGCCUCCUGCACCUGCACGCUGUCCUGCACGCCCGCUCCACAACGGCUCCCGCUCCUCGCAGCCCUCCUGACCCUCCUCAUGGCCCUCGUUGCGGUCUCGUUGGCAUUUCUCCAAUUCCCCACGUUCUGCUGCUGUUGUGUGUUGCCCUGUCCCACGGCGAGAAACAAGCAAGCAGUCGGCAGCGCGUCCAUGUAUUGCCAGCAACCAGAUGAUGCAGCUGCUGCAUCUGUCCCACCUCGCAGAAUCAUCAAUACUGGAGUCUCUGCUGUCACCCCCCACUUGCUGCUCUCUGAUUGCCCCAGGCCUGGUCAAUUCGAAAAUGGCCGUAUCGCCUUCAGCGCCAACGCGCAGCCUGUAUGGAGUCCGACGAUUAACUAACCCUACGCACGAGGGCCGUUGGGACAAUCCCCACGCUUGCCCCAAAUCUGUCACGCCACGCUGCACACGUGCUCCCUGGACGCACCCGCAAUGCACCUCUCGUCACACUCCAAUAUUCUCCAUUUUCGUCCCCCAUCGCCCCUCACUGGGCAGCCUCCCACAGCCGUCGAGCUGAUUGGGCCUCGUCUGCAUUUUCACCAACAAUUCCACACCUGUCAACGUCUCCAACCUUUCAGGUGCUCCCAUCUGCUGAUGUCUGA